Messenger RNA from Medicago truncatula (barrel medic), 621 nucleotides. RefSeq lists its product as uncharacterized. The record is from RefSeq and is a predicted model, not a curated record. Bases 1 to 621 code for a protein of 206 amino acids. The transcript has a single exon. NCBI's taxonomy places the organism in Eukaryota, Viridiplantae, Streptophyta, Magnoliopsida, Fabales, Fabaceae.
AUGGAGAACCUAGUGGAUAACAGUGAGUUGAGAGCAGAAGGCAAUUUGAUGAAUAUUUGGAGUCUUCGAGUCCUGCAAAAAGUAAAGGUGUUCUUAUGGAGAGCGGCAAGGGGAUGUCUACCAACGAAACACAGGCUUCAAACCCGUAGUGUACAUGUUUGUGAUAGAUGCGUGCAGUGUGAGAGCUCCUAUGAGAAUGACUGGUAUGUCUUCUUUGGAUGUGCAAAACUAGAGGAGGUGCGGAGUGCAGCAGAUCUAUGGCACAUUAUACAAGACAACUUGGAAACGGCGGAUGAUUUUGUAGCUCUUUUCUUCAAGUUACUAGAAUCUCUACAUCACCAACAACUCUUUGAUUUUGUAAUGACCCUUUGGUGCAUCUGGAAACGGAGAAAUAACAAGUUGUGGAACGACGUCGAAACACAACCACGUAUCUUGGUGAAUAUGGCACAUGAUGUCUUAUUUCAAUGGCAGCAGGUCCGUGUACAUCAGAGAAGGAGAGAACAUGGAGAAUACCACAAUAGUGUAAUGACAGAUCACAGACAAAAGGAGUGGACUAAACCGGUAGUCGGGGAAGUGAAGUGCAAUGUUGAUGCAACAAUUUUUAAGGAACAAGGUUGUUAG